GAAGUAUUGUUCCUGUUCUCUGUCUUAAGUCAUUUGAAACACUGGCCCUGCGAGUUCCCUAAGUUCCCCUGCAAUCUGUACACAAGAGAAAGAGGGAGAGAGAGAGAGGGAAAGGCAGAGACAGCCAGAGACCAGGUAAAGCGGUGGGGCUGCAGCCACUCAGCCCUCAGGAGCUGGGACCCUGCGAAGGAUGCAGACCGCAAUGAAGAUGAUCAAAGAUGAGGAGGGACCCUUCAACGCUGCUGGGAAGAACAUCCCCUCCUUUCCCCACUGCCUACAGCCCGAGGCUUCCCGGGGAAAGGCUCCCCAAAGACACCCCUUCCCUGAAGCUCUCCGGGGCCCCUUUUCCCAGUUUCGCUAUGAACCUCCUCCAGGAGACCUUGAUGGAUUCCCCGAGGUCUUCGAGGGAGGAGGGUCCCGGAAACGGAAGAGCAUGCCCACAAAGAUGCCUUACAACCACCCUGCGGAAGAAGCCAUGAUCGUGGAGGAGAGCAAGAGCCUGGGCCCCCCGAACCUGGCUCUGCUUUUCCCGCAGCCACAGCGCCCCAAGUGCGACUCUCAGAUGAUCGACCUGUGCAAUGUGGGUUUGCAGUUCUACCGCACCCUGGAGCACUUGGGGGGCAAACCCGUCAAGCAGGAGCCGGUGAAGCCCAGCGCCGUGUGGCCCCAGCCGACACCUCCUGCCUUCCUGCCCGCACCUUACCCCUACUAUCCCAAAGUCCACCCGGGACUCAUGUUCCCCUUCUUUGUGCCCUCAUCCUCACCCUUCCCCUUCAGCAGGCACACCUUCCUGCCCAAGCAGCCCCCCGAGCCAGUGUUACCCCGGAAAGUGGAGCCCCAGGAAAGCGAGGAGACCAAGCAGAAGGUGGAGAGGGUGGAUGUGAAUGUCCAGAUCGAUGACAGCUACUACGUGGACGUGGGUGGGGCUCAGAAGCGCUGGCAGUGCCCCACCUGUGACAAGUCCUACACCUCCAAGUACAACCUGGUGACCCACAUCCUGGGCCACAGUGGGAUCAAGCCGCACGCGUGCACCCGCUGCGGCAAGCUCUUCAAGCAGCUCAGCCAUUUGCACACCCACAUGCUGACACACCAGGGCACGCGGCCCCACAAAUGCCAGGUGUGCCACAAGGCCUUCACCCAGACCAGCCACCUGAAGCGCCACAUGAUGCAGCACAGCGACGUGAAGCCCCACAACUGCCGCGUGUGCAGUCGGGGCUUCGCUUACCCCAGCGAGCUCAAGGCCCACGAGGCCAAACACGCCAGCGGGCGUGAGAACAUUUGUGUGGAGUGUGGUCUCGACUUCCCCACCCUGGCGCAGCUGAAGAGGCAUCUCACCACGCAUCGCGGCCCCAUCCAGUACAACUGCUCCGAGUGCGACAAGACCUUCCAGUACCCGAGCCAGCUGCAGAAUCACAUGAUGAAGCACAAGGACAUCCGUCCCUACAUCUGCUCCGAGUGCGGCAUGGAGUUCGUGCAGCCCCAUCACCUCAAGCAGCACUCGCUCACCCACAAGGGUGUGAAAGAGCACAAAUGUAGCAUCUGUGGGCGUGAGUUCACCCUGCUGGCCAACAUGAAGAGACACGUGCUGAUCCAUACCAACAUCCGUGCCUACCAGUGCCACCUCUGCUACAAGAGCUUUGUGCAGAAGCAAACCCUCAAGGCGCACAUGAUUGUCCACUCUGAUGUGAAGCCUUUCAAAUGCAAGCUGUGUGGGAAGGAGUUCAACCGGAUGCACAACCUGAUGGGUCACAUGCACCUACACUCGGACAGCAAACCCUUCAAGUGCCUUUACUGCCCGAGUAAGUUCACGCUGAAGGGGAACCUGACCCGCCACAUGAAGGUCAAACACGGAGUGAUGGAGAGAGGCCUUCAUGCUCAAGGUCUGGCCAGGGGACGACUCGUCCUGGCGCAGUCCACUGCUGUCCUGAAGAACCUGGAGCAGGAGGAGCCGUUCGACCUCUCCCAAAAGCGCAAUGCAAAGGGGCCGGUGUUCCAGUCCAACGUGGCCAGCACACAAGACUGCCUCUGCCAAGAGGAGGAGGAGGAGGAGGAAGGGGAGGAGGACACCUGCUAUGAGGUGGAGCCCUACAGCCCCAGCCUGGCCCCGGAGAGCCAGCAGCUCUGUGCGCCGGAGGAUCUGUCCACCAAGCAGGAGCACACCGUUCGGGCCCGGGGCCCCGGGGAAAGAUGCAGGGACCAGGAUGCUCCGGAGGAGCAUCAGGAGGAGAGUGUGGAUGACCAUGAGGGCAGGGACAUAGACUGCACCAUCAGAGAGGAGCACCUGGGCAGCCGGCUGUUACAAAGCGGUAGGCAGGGCCCCUCGUUUUCCGAUUACUUAUACUUCAAGCACAGAGAUGAGGGUUUAAAAGAAUUACUGGAGAGGAAAAUGGAAAAACAAGCAGUCCUUUUGGGUAUCUAAGUGGACGGCUUUAAAAUUACAUUUGGAAAAUGAGAUCUAGGCAGUUCAAAUAUAGCUUUCUGCAUGAACUGUCAUUUGCUGGGGACGGGCGAGUGGCGCCGGUCUUUACAAAUGGCUCAGACUAAACGUGCCGGUAACACAAAUGCUUCUCAGGUUGUUCCUUGGGCACUCAGCAAUUUCAUACAGGUGCAGGGGCCCCUCGAGGAUCUUUCUUUACACAUCACCCUUAUGUUGAACUGUGCUUUCAUCUAGAUACCUAACUGCAAGCUGAACCUCAAGGUGCUUUUAGAAACCGUUUCCUCUAACAUGCAAUAGAGUAAAUGUCUUUCUAGUUGCAAAACUGUGGUGCUCAUGUUACCUUAUUAGUGACUAUUAGUUACAUUUAUGAAGGUUACAAUGUCAUAGAUGAAAUUAUUAGCAGUUGUAUAUAAUAAUAGCCUCUAUUAAAUAAUAGAAACA
This is a messenger RNA of Onychomys torridus (southern grasshopper mouse), 2878 nucleotides long. RefSeq names its product zinc finger protein 366 (gene Znf366). The record is from RefSeq and is a predicted model, not a curated record. Lineage: Eukaryota; Metazoa; Chordata; Mammalia; Rodentia; Cricetidae. Gene Ontology annotation, biological process: regulation of transcription by RNA polymerase II. Bases 191 to 2419 code for a protein of 742 amino acids. Gene Ontology annotation, molecular function: RNA polymerase II cis-regulatory region sequence-specific DNA binding; DNA-binding transcription factor activity. The transcript has 5 exons.